Daldinia caldariorum is the source of this 1793-nucleotide messenger RNA. RefSeq lists its product as uncharacterized. NCBI's taxonomy places the organism in Eukaryota, Fungi, Ascomycota, Sordariomycetes, Xylariales, Hypoxylaceae. The record is from RefSeq and is a predicted model, not a curated record. The transcript has 5 exons. Bases 303 to 1541 code for a protein of 412 amino acids.
UGUGAUAUAAGAAUAAACUGCCUUUCAAGUUAUAAGAACCAACAUCCUGCUGAGGCUCGCAACAUGUUACACCAUUAUGUAGGUCAGCAUCAGCAGGGUACGGCAUUGAAGGUGGAUAGUCGGACUUCCGCGCGGCGCGUCAGACGGGCGUACAUAAAAUAAAAAACUGAUGCGCAUCCCUUUAGCACGACCGACUGCCACUUAGUGAGAUGCUUUCUUCUCUCCGGUUUGUUCUGACGUCCAUCCCCCCCUCCUAUUAGCUACCUACCUUAGGUACCUAACCUAGCUUUCCACUCACCACUAUGUCCUUGGAAGAUUUCCCACAUCUGCCGUUCGAGGAGCAACAAGCCAUUCUCCAAAGCGCCGCCCUGGAGCCGCCCCCAAACACAGUCUCGAAUUUCGACAGUCCACCAAAUGGCAACGCCCAAGGACUUUUCGCCGUUUUGUUUUGCGUCUUGCUAACGACAUUGGCGGGCUUCUUGCACAUACGCUCUCGCUUCAUUCUAAAAACGGUGCGCGUCGAGGACUACCUUGCUAUUCUGGCAUACCUUGGCUUCCUGGGCUGCGCCGGCUGCCUUUUGGCCAUCUAUCAUCUCUCGGGGUUCUAUGUGCACCAGUGGGAUGUCCGUUUGGGAACCUUCCUUAAUAUCGCUGAGGUUCUCAUCAUCUUCCCUAUCUGCUACUGCCUUACCAUGAUCUUUUCCAAACCGGCCAUUCUCCUCGAAUGGAUUCGCAUCUUCGUGCCGCACCACGAGCGUAAUACAUUUUACUGGGCGGCCUGGGUGCUCAUCGUUAUCAACGUGGCGCUCUAUGUCUCUUCAUGUAUCGCUACUAUUUUCAACUGCACGCCACCCAAUAAGUCGUGGGAGCCAUGGGUCGACGGCUUCUGCUCUGACCGAAGAGCGUUAGAUGUGGGCGUGGGUUUCUUCAAUCUCGCCAUGGAUGUAUUCAUUCUGGUUCUACCCCAGAGGGUGAUACGGAAGCUCCAGAUGACCAGGGCCCGCAGGAUUGGCGUUACCGUCGUUUUCUCUGUAGGAGUGCUUGCCUGUGGCUGCGCAGUCGGUCGCUUGUACUUCAACUGGGUCGCCGAGUACAGUGGCCAGGGAGACACUACCUACACCGUCAGCGCACUGUUUCUAUGGGGUUAUGCCGAGCUGGCGUGCGUCCUUCUUGUUUUCUUUGUGCCGUGUAUUCCCAAAGCUAUUGGUGACGAGCGCCUCCACAAGAUGGCAUCUCUAUGGAGCAGCUUAAGAGGGAGCAAUAAGCCGUCGUCCACGUCCAACAAAACUCGAACCUGGCCACGGACUAUCGGAAACAUAUCAACACGAUCCAGAGCAUAUCGAACCAUGGCUCACUCUGAGCGGUCCAUGAUGAGCUCGUCAGAACUAGAGCUGGGUGACAGUACUACUACUGCUUGGGGACGUGGGCAGGGUAGUAGUGCCAGCAUCAAUGUUGAAGUGGCUUUUUCCCAGUCAUCCGAGUCGGCAGCCGACACUUGGAAGUAUCCGGCAACACGAACUAUGGAGAGGCAGCAUCCGUGAAUGAUAUGUUAGGUUAGGGGAUUACCCGGGAAAUUGGAACAAAAGCACGAGGAAGAAUUGUUCACUGGGUUGCCGUACGAAGUAGAUACCCGCCUCGCCAUGGUGGUAACAUACGAGGUACCUAUAGCUUAAGUGAUUCCUACCUGCUCACAUUUCCUAUUGCCCACCUGUUGUAAUUAACUGUUUCCUGGAGAUGUUUGAAAGCGUGAUGGGUACCUAAUUUUGAGCUGGAAUAAUGGCCUAUCACCUGGC